GAAGACUAUAUGGUAACUUACAUGAAUCAAAAUACUGAUGACGUACACAUACUGAUUCUCUACUGUCACCAUUACAAGCUGGUUUUCUGAAUCGUGCGCUGUUUUUCCUUUUCAAUUGCACUGGAUGUUAGAUCUGUUUCUGUCUAGCCACAAGCUUCUUCUUUGCCUGUGUUUGAACGUAAAGUCCUUUUUGAGUGCGAAUAUUAACACCAGUACGAUCGAAUUUUUUCGAUUGUACAUGGCUUGCUGAGUCAGACGAAUUUCUUAAAUUUUGUGAAAAAUAAUGGCAUCUUACUUUGAUGAGCACGAACUCACAGAUCGGACAAGUAAUCCAGAUUUCUAUCUGGAGCUUGCAAGGUAAGGACGAUCUUCUGGUUAUUGACGAGUCUACCAGAAAAGUUUAACCGAAGUACAAGAAAUGAAAUUAUAGACACUAACAGACAGGCCUAUUUUCCUAUUUAAAUGGCGAUAAGAGUUUUAUAAACAUCUGCGGAUUGCGGGUAGGGAUAAUUGGGAAUGAAAACUAGAGAAGUAUUCUCGACUGAUAAGACUUUUAUUCCCUCAAGAAAUUUUUUCAUUAUAAAGAAUUCCACACAACCCAAUGCAUUAUUACUUGACUUACUUAUGCCAUUGUUUGUGGACCAAAAAGGCAGCAAUGAUGUGUGGGUCAAGUGAUUUGACUCUGACAGGCGUGAAUCUGCGAGUGGUGUAACUGUGACAAGUGUUGUUAUGCGUACCCUCACGAGUGUUGUGACAUUAGCGACUGUCGUGAUUGUGACGAGUGUGGAGACUGGGGAGAGUGAUGUGACUCUGUUGAGUGGUGUAUGACUGUGAUGAGUGAUGUGAAUGAUAAGUGUUGUGACUAACGAUUGCAUGUUGUGACCCUGCCGACUGUUAUGAUUGUGACAGGUGUGGAGACUAAGACGAGUGAUGUGACUAUGACGAGUGUUGUGACUUCGAUAAGUAUUGUGACUGACGAGUGUUGUGACUAUGACUGUUUUUGUGACUUUGAUGAGUGGUGUCACUGUGAUGAGUGGUGUGAUUCUGAUAAGUGUUGUGACUGACGAGUGUUGUGACCCUGGUGACUUUAGUGAUUGUGACAGGUGUGGAGACUAAAACGAGUGAUGUGGCUCUGACUACUUGUAUUGUUGUGACUCUGAUGGGUGGUGUGAAUGUGAUGAGUAUUGUGACUCUGACAAAAGUUGUGACUUUAACAGCAUGUGAUUGCAUGAGUAGUCGAACAGUGAUUAGGGCUUUGCCUAGUUUACUAGAUUACUGCUGGCUUACUCAUUACAAUUCUAGCACAAGUAUGAGUUAAAGGAAAAAUAAUUGUUAUCCCUCUGUGCUUGUGCAUGUAAAAUGCAUGUAAAAUUAUUGUAUAUUACAGUAUACUACAACUCAGACCGGUUUUUAUGUUGCAGAUUGCUUUUAUCGCCCAGUGAUAUGUUAGAAAUUACCAGGUUAGUUGUAAUUUCACUCUAUAUGACUUACAAUUAGCUGUAUUUCACAGACUGAAAGACAGACAGUUUAUUUACACUUUAAGUAUUUACAUAACUACUACUACUACUACUACUAAGUCUGCCACAGCCACAGGCUGUGGUAAGGUCAGAGCUGCUCUGCUACUGCUACUACUGGUACCAUGUAACCCAGUACAACCUGCCGUGCAUAUGGUUGGGUAGUCGGCGACUAAACCGGCUCCCCCAGCAGUUUUUAGGUGGUGAGGAGAGUGGCAUGACACCCUGCGGGAUGAAAAUUAACAAGACCUGUCAAAUGGUGGAUGAGCUCAAACUGAGCCAACAGCCAUUGUGCAAAUCUUGGUGAGGAGUUGCGACCUAUCAAGGUGCACUAUCGCACUGUAUGGCCAAUAUUUAUAUAAAACUGUAUUAAAGAGAGAAAUAAAGGAUAAGAAGUAAACCAAACAGACAAAACAACAAGGCAAUCAGCCACACAAUACACAACAAAAUAGAGGAUUAUAACUCAUGUACUUCAACAUUAACUCAACAGGGCUGCCAGUAAGUUUUGAAGCAGCCAUAGCAACGAAGAUUCACCUGUAACAUCUAAAAAAAAUUUUAUUGUGUCACCUUUAGCUUUCUACUUUGAUCACUCCUAACUUUAAGUGAGCUCAGCCAAAACAGGUGUUAUGGUUUUAAAAUGGCCUUCAAUGACAUCUCUGACCAAUCGAUAAUACUAAUAUUUUUAUUAAAUAAAAAAAGUUUUAAAUGACAAACUUGAUGAUGUACUUAUUACACAUCUCUGUUACUUUACGUUCGUUUUGAAAGUAAAUUCACUAUAAUUAAAGAUCUUUAAGAGAUCCAUCAAUAGAUUAUUAUUAUUAUUAUUAUUAUUAUCAUUAUUAUUAUUACUUAAUACUAUUAUUAUCAUUGAUAAUUUCUAGAAGGGAUAGAGGGAGAGAGAAAGUUGACUUUGAAGCUAAUCAUGAUUGUAUUAUAGACAUGCAUGAUGGCUUUGUACUGGAAACAGUUGAAUUCAAAACUACCACAGAAAGGGAAUUACAAAAUUUAAUACUCUUUAAAAAAAUCAAUAUUUAAUCUUUAAAAGCCUGCACAGUUGUAGCAUGCAUAGCAAGCAUUUUUGUGUGGUUUAGGAGCAAAGAACAAGAGUCAAAGCCUGUGUGAAAAAUGGCCAAGUAAAAGAGCUGGGAGAGGAUUUUUUGUCUCUCAGUUCAUUUCUUGUUCGGCCAAAACCAAAAAUCCCAUUCCUCGGUCUUUCGUCUGGGUCUUUCUUUGCUCUGAAACCAAACAGAAACAGGCUAGCACAGUUGGAUCAAUAAGAAUGUUUUCUUUCUCCAUGUUUUAACCACAGAGCAGCAUUUGAUAUACUUCAAGCUCCACCGGCAUCUAAAGAAGUUAUUGAAUCUCUACCAUCAGUACCUAUAACUUCUGAACAUGUUGGUCAGUGUUGGUAUUAUUAAUAUUUUUAGUUUGUUGCUGCAAUUAUCAGACUCGUACCCAGUCGCUAUUUAUGUGUUUUUGGGGUGAGAGAAGAUUGGGGGUUAGGUUUUCCCAAGAGACCUUGUCCGCCUCAACCUAACCCCCAAUCUUCUCUCACUCCCAAAACACAUAAAUAGCAACUGGGUACGAGUCUGUGCAAUUAUCAUUUUCAUAAUUAUUGUGUUGCGUUAUUUUUUCAUUUUUAAAGCCAUUUUUAAUUUGAAAAAAAGUGAAGCCUUUUCCAAAUAAUAUGGAAGAAUACACUUCACUUCACUCAAGAAUAUUGUUGGAGUCCACCUUUAAAUUCGUCCCCUGAGGUUCCUUGCUAACAGAGGUCUCUCAUAAGAAAAUGAGAAGAAUUAGGAGAGAGACCUUUGCCGACUCUGACACUGGAGUGAUAUAUUGGUAAUGUUGAAAUUAUUGUGCAUACCCUGUUGAGACUGUACACUGCAAAUUUAUAAGCCCACAACCAUGAGCUCUGUGAGUCUACAAAUUUCAGAUUUUGAUCAGGCUAUACUGUAAAAUUAUCCAUUUCUAAGCUAAUUAAGCAGUAAAAAUACAAAGAAAAAACACACAUGUAUUCCUGCAAAGGAAAGCCAUUCUUUGGUUUCUUGAAAGAUUUUGUAUGUCUUAAUUCUGACAGGCAAAACUUCUGACAAAAUAAUUGCUAUUUUGAUCCUUCAAAAAAUGCCAGGACAAUGAGAGGAGUGCUAUACACUAAAUGUGUGUGUCUUUAAAUUUCUAACAAAUAUAUUUAACUGCAUUAUUUUCAGAUAAAGGCUGUUCGUGUCCAAUUUGUCAAGCAGAAUAUGAAGUGAGUGAAUAAAUUGGUUUAUAUAUCCACUUUAAAAUAACAUCACAUUACUUUCUGAUUUUACUAUUAUUGAAUUCUUUAACACCAUCCUUCAUGUUACCUCCUUGUAUCGCUUGUUUUAUGCCAUAAUGAUAUAAUUAAUUAAUUUGUGCUGCACCCAUCUUCCAUGAAGGUGUCGAUUAAUCAAACAAAAUUAUCAAAUCCGUAGAAUUUUUUUUAUCCUUCGGAUACCUAGAGAUAAUAUUAUUAUGCUUCAUGUUAUUACCAUCGAUCAGUAAUGCAGUUGUUGACUAGAUUUGUUUGAAGAACUGCAAUUUUCUACCUAUUAUUUUAUUAGAUUGGAGAUAAUGUCAAGCAACUUCCCUGUGAACAUAUGUUCCACCAAGGCUGCAUUUUACCCUGGUUGUCCAAGGUAAUAAUAACUUUGAGCGACACAUGUCAGAGGCAGCGGAGUGUUUUGAAACGUGGGGGGGACUGUUCUUCCACUCGGCCAUGUGCAUACCCCUACAUAAAUUUUCCAAAAUGCCCUUUGCAUUGUUCGUUGGCGCAAGCAAACCUCUUUGCAACCUUAGUAGUGUAUAGUAUGCCAGUUCUCAAUUUGGGGCAAUGCAUCAGUAGGCAGUUGUUCAGGCAGUCCUGCUUCAUGGUGCUUCUUAGGUAGUUCUUGAGUAGUCUGAGGGCAGAAAAUGUGCUCUCUGAAGUCGCUGAUGUCACUGGUAUUGUCAAAUACAUCUGUAAAAGCAUCUGUAAAAGCUCUGCCUGUCCAAAUUUUUGUUUGAGGGGGCUUUGGAUCCCCCUGCCCCCCUGCUCCACCACCUAUGCAUGGGUACGUGUUACUGCCUUAAGGGUAUUGGUGAAGUUCUUUCUAAGUUGUGUUUUAUUGUCUUGAGAUGGAUAGUCAAUAUCAGUGAACACAAAAGCAGGCCAUAUUCGUGUUUAGUAUGUACUAAAACAGUGGAUAGUGUUUUUCGCGCGCUCUGAUUGGCUACUCAAUCAGUGAAUAUCCUGCACUAUUCACUGAUUCACCUCCAGUUCCUCCGAGCAAGCGACGCCAAACUCGCGUAAGUUGCGAGCAAAAUGCCUUCCCGGUUUGCUGCCGUAAACAAACAAAGAAAUUUCACAACUAAUCAAGCAAGCUGUUUCCGAAAUACACGAAGAAGGUGACGAAGUUCGGAUUGGAAGUUUUAACAGGUAAAGCUUUGUCUUUUUGACACGAAUUUAUCGAUAAAACCGGUGAAGAAGUUUUUUGUUUACAAAUGCAAAUUAAGUUUAAGUCUUGCGUUACUUUGUUUAGUUGGGUUGUUCAUAAAUAAGCUUAAAACUAAAUUUAAUAAUAUUUUUUUAUAGAAUGAUUUUAAAACAAAAAGAAUUUAAAACUCCUUUUGAAGAAAUUUCCCCGCAAGAGCUAAACAAAUGCCUUCAAAAGUUUUAAUUGUCGGCAAGAAAAAGCGACGGCCGCGGCCGCCCGGUCAUUACGCGCCAAAAUUGUAAUCGUUGGCAACAGUAUUUGAGUUAAAAAUCAUCAUUUUUGUGCUCAAUUAUCUCACUGUUUUAGUAUAUACUAAAACAAUUAUUCACCUCAGUGUCGGUGGCUAGUCGUGGAUAUUUACCUCACUGCUUCGCAGUUUGGUAAAUAUCCAGGACUACCCACCUCCAUUUCGGUGAAUAUUGUUAUCUAGCCAUCUUGACCAAAAAACCUUGAUCACUAAAGGAUCUGAUUAUAUUGCAAAGAUAACUUUUUUCGUGCUGGACCAUGGCCAUCUUGCCUGCUUGGGUAGCUAAUCAGAACACAGAAUUUGCUUUAUCUUCCCUGGCCACAGAAUCAGCCAUAAUUUAUAUCUUACAUGUAAUAAAAAGUGUUCUUCCAAAAAGUGAAAUAAAAAAAAUAUAUAUCAGGGGGGUACUCCAGAUUUCAAGUGAUGGGGAUGAUUGAAUGGGGGCAAAAAUCAAAACCAAAAAAAAAAAUCCCUAGGGCUUCCAAAGAAACCCCCAAAAAAUCCCUGGACCAAAAUUUAAGCCCCCAAAAAUCCCUUGCCGAAUUUCCUAGACAUAAAAUUUCCAGAAAACUUUAAAUGAUAUAACAUGAAAAGAGAAACAUAAGUUUUGAAUACCCAAAAAAAUACUUGCCAAAAUUUUCCUACCCCAAAAAAUCCUUGGAUCAUCCCUGUCACUUGAAAUCCAGAUCAUCCCCCCCCCCGGGAUUACAGUGACCAUGACAGUGGAACCAUGAAUGAACCUUGAAUUAAUUAGAGCUAUUGUGAUUAUGUUUUAGACAAACAGCUGCCCUCUUUGCAGACAUGAGCUGCCCACAGAUGAUCCUGAUUACGAGGAGAUGAAAAAUCUGAAGGUA
Molecule: messenger RNA, 6115 nt
Organism: Porites lobata
Lineage: Eukaryota; Metazoa; Cnidaria; Anthozoa; Scleractinia; Poritidae
Source: the annotation of a GenBank genome assembly